Aegilops tauschii subsp. strangulata is the source of this 663-nucleotide messenger RNA. Lineage: Eukaryota; Viridiplantae; Streptophyta; Magnoliopsida; Poales; Poaceae. The record is from RefSeq and is a predicted model, not a curated record.
AUGGCCCUCUCGCUGUCAGGUGGGACCACUCCUAUGCCGACGGCCAGGGCCACCUUAUCCACUCCUCCCGCUCCACUGACUUGUGGACCCAGCCUAUGCCGACGGCCAGGCCGUUGGCAUAGGGGUGACCUUAUCCACUCGCUGUUCAUCCUCCUCCACCCAUCCUCCUCCACCCAUUCCCUCUCUAUAUCACCCCCCGCCCGCACGUCGACCCGCACCGCGCCGCCGCCUGGAUCCGCCCACGCCGCCGUCGUCUCCGCGCGGAUCAGCCCGCGCCGCCGCUCUAUCCGCCCGCCCCAGCCUCCCUCGACACAUCCCCGCGCGGCCGGCCCUCCCUCCCCCGACCUCCGUCCCCGCCCCGACCUCCGUCGACCCCUGCCCGGCGGCCACUUCGUCCCCUGCCCGACCUCCGCCGACCCCUUCCCGGCCACCGCCCCCCGCCCAGGCCACCCCGGCCCCGCGUCGGCCACCCCGUCGCUGCCUCGUCCACCCCGUCCCCGACCCGGCCGCCCUCGCCUCUGCCCCGCACGCGGCCGGCCCUUCCCCGUGCCAGGCCACCGCCGCGGCGGCCCUCCACCGCCUGCUCUGCCCCUCCCCCCGUGCCUGCCCCUCCCCCCGAGCCGGCCCUCCCCCACGGUGAGCUCCAUCCCUCCCUCUCUGUAG